This is a messenger RNA of Chaetomium fimeti, 1549 nucleotides long. RefSeq lists its product as uncharacterized. Gene Ontology annotation, molecular function: DNA-binding transcription factor activity. NCBI's taxonomy places the organism in Eukaryota, Fungi, Ascomycota, Sordariomycetes, Sordariales, Chaetomiaceae. The record is from RefSeq and is a predicted model, not a curated record. Gene Ontology annotation, biological process: regulation of DNA-templated transcription. The transcript is spliced from 4 exons. Bases 1 to 1524 code for a protein of 507 amino acids.
AUGGACUAUGAAUCCAACAAUGAUCAACCUUGGAGAAAUCCAUUCCCGCCGCUUCAUGUCGAUACCGGCACCAACAAGAGAGACCUCGUCUCAGACGAUGCUCAUGAACCUUCUCCGCCUGAAGACGUGUGGACAAGCGAAAUGGACCGCAAAACAAAGAAGCGGAUUCAGAACCGUGUCGCACAGAGGACAUAUAGAAGUCGGAUGCGGCAACGGGUGCAGGAUUUGCAACGAGAGAUCUACGAGAUGCGGACGGGGCGGCAACUGCUAGGGGAACAGCACCACCAAUUCUCCGAACCUCCUUCCGGUUUUGGGGCCCUGGACGGUAACGGUGGUUCGGCAUACUGGAAUGCUCCUCCAGGACCUAAGUCGCAAUUAUCGAUUCGCGGAGUUCAGACAGCGAAGGACGCAGGACCCACCAGUACGCACCCUGACCAUCAUGUUGCUUCCAACGCGUACGACAUGGGCACGGAGUUCUGGAUGAGCAUUCCUGGUGACCCUCUGUGGAACGGCGCGGACCCGCGACGAGGGAAGCAACCGUUCCCGCCAUCUCCAUUAUCGUCUUCUGACACAGUUUCUGACGGGACCCAACUGCAACCCACGCCGGUCACCGCAUUGUCGAGCGGACCGCGGCUCUCCCUCACUCCAACGGCUCCACGUACACCGACAAGCCAAGACACUGACCCGAGACAGCUGCUAAAAGCAUCGCUAGGCCAAGAGCGAACAGAUAGUAUCAGAAGCGUUACGGAGCUUAGCUCACCUCAGAGCUUGUUCGGUCCAUGGUCGUGCAGCGGGAGCCUGCUCCCUGUCCCACCCACCACAUCGGACGCUGUGUUACCGCCCCAGGAGAACGAGAUCGGCGGCGUUUCCAGCCCUCGAAACGCACCCGCUAUGCAAGCGACCGGGACGGCAACAGUGUCGGCUCGGUCAGCGCCAUCCACAUCGGCGGCAACGCCCGCCACUGACCUCUCUGAGAACGGCGGCAAGAUGCCCACCCCGGACGCGCCAGUAGAAGAGCGCUUCUCGUAUGUGCUCGACUGCGCCCGCCGAGUAGGCUUCGACUGGGACUUUGACGCGCUCGCCACCCAGUACUACGCGCGCGACUUCGAAUCCGGGUCUCCCCUGGCUCUGGAGCAACGGCUGAGCCGGAACCGGCGUCUCCCGGUCCUCUUGGCGCAGCUUCGUCAGCUCUCAACCACGUGGAACCAUUGGCAGCGUCGUGGGUACCAGGACGAGACGCUCAAGACGGCCGAGGAGAUCUGUGCCCGUGAGUGCCGAGACUUCUAUGAGAAAAGGCGGCAGUGGGAGAAAGGCGAAACGACAGAGAGCCAAGGAGAGGAAUGUGGCGGGGAAUCCGGUACAGCGAUGCUGGAAGACCAUUUGCCGAAUUUAUGGGCUUUUCUGACGGGAUUAGCGGCGAGUAAUCCCCUUUUGGAGCACAGUAAACCGACCGCCGUGGCCUCGAUGUGUAUGGAACUACUCUGCGGGGAGGCGCCGGGCAGAUUGCGCCAGGGGGCAGCUUAGCGCUCCGUCGAGCAGCACGUCGGGC